UUGUGGACUCUAAAAAUAUCCAUUCCCAUGAUAAAUACUGUGAAGACCACCGCUCAAGGCAUUCUUAUGGUUCAAUCAGUUCACUGAUUAGUACUAGUGUUGCAGAAGAAAUUUUAAGCUAUAAUGGCAGAGGUAUUGAAGUCUGUUGGGUUUGGUUUAACUAGGGUUCUUGUUAUGGUGGUUGUCUUCCUUAACGUUGUGUUAGUUCGAGGAUAUAUACAUAGACACACUUUUGUCACUGAAGCCACACCUGUAACAAGGCUCUGCAAGAGGCAUAACAUAAUAACAGUAAAUGGGCUAUUCCCUGGACCAACUCUGCAUGUUAGGAAUGGGGACACUCUUAUAGUGCAAGUUUAUAACAGAGCAAAAUAUAAUGUCACCAUUCACUGGCAUGGAGUGCGGCAGUUUCGCACAGGGUGGUCUGAUGGGCCUGAGUUCAUUACACAAUGUCCCAUUCGGCCCGGAGGGAGUUACACCUACAAGUUCACCAUUACUGGUCAAGAAGGUACUCUCUGGUGGCAUGCACACAGUUCAUGGCUCAGAGCUACUGUUUAUGGCGCCUUGAUCAUCUAUCCAAGGAUCGGAACUUUCUAUCCCUUUACCACGCCACACCGAGAGACUAUAAUUCUUCUUGGUGAAUGGUGGAACAGAAAUCCCAUUGAUGUUGUUAAUCAGGCAACACGAACAGGAGCUGCACCCAAUGUGUCUGAUGCUUUUCUGAUUAAUGGCCAACCUGGAGAUCUUUAUCCCUGUUCAAGACGUGAUACAUUUUUCACGUCAAUUUACAAUGGGGAGACCCAAAUGUUGCGCAUUGUCAACGCUGCACUCAAUACGGAGCUCUUUUUCACGAUUGCAAACCACAAGAUGACGGUAGUCGCAGUGGACGCCGGCUACACCAAGCCCUUCCGAACAAAAUACGUCAUGCUGGGACCGGGGCAAACAACCGACGUGAUAAUCCGUGGAAGCAGAAGCCGCAGGGGAAGUUACUACAUGGCCGCCCGCGCAUAUUCAAGCGCUCAGGGAGUGCCCUUCGACAACACAACAACAACCGCCAUUCUUCGCUACGCUACGCAACGAACCCCACCAGUCAUGCCGAUUCUCCCACCUUACAACGACACCAGAACAGCCACUUACUUCUCCCGGGGCCUCCGCAGCUUGGGCGAUCGGGAACACCCAGUCUUCGUCCCCAAGACAGUAAGCGAAAACCUCUUCUUCACCGUCGGCCUCGGUUUGCUAAACUGCCCGCGGAACCGCCGCUGCGGAGGACCAAAUGGCACCCGGUUUGCGGCCAGUAUGAACAAUUUCUCUUUCGUUUUGCCAUCUUCUUCUUCCAUUUUGCAGGCCCAUUAUUUCCGUCAAAAUGGAGUCUUUACCACAGAUUUCCCAGAUAACCCUCCUGUACGAUUUGAUUACACUGCACAGAAUGUGAGCAGGAGUCUUUGGUCUCCCGUUAAGGCGACGAAGGUGAAAGUUCUUAAGUUCAAUACGGCGGUGCAGGUUAUUCUUCAGGGAACCAACAUUUUUGCUGCUGAGAACCAUCCAAUUCAUCUUCAUGGUUAUGAUUUCUAUAUUGUGGGAGAAGGCUUUGGAAACUAUAAUCCGCGUACAGACCCUCAGAAUUUCAAUUUGAUUGAUCCUCCUCAACGUAAUACUGUUGCUGUUCCUGUAAAUGGGUGGGCUGCCAUCAGAUUUGUGGCAGACAAUCCAGGAGCUUGGUUGAUGCAUUGCCACCUCGAUGUGCAUAUAACGUGGGGAUUGGCCAUGGUUUUUCUUGUGGAAAACGGGCCAAGUUAUUGGACAAGCAUAGAACCUCCACCUCGAGAUCUGCCCAGAUGCUGAUAUGAUCCUAAAGUAAUCUCCAGUCAUAUAUUCUUCUAUGGUUUUCUUUUUGGGCAUUUUUUUCCUCUUUCUGGGUGGCCUGGUUUGUUUGGAGCAUUGUAGUUAUUUUGUCCUUCGAUGAUAAGUCGUGACAGAAAGAAGCUUUUAUGAGCAGUCAUGGCAUACUGCAAUAUUGAUAAAUAAAAUAAGCGGACGACAGAUUUUAAUUGUAAUUUGUUUCAUUGCUCUGGGUGGCUUAGUUUGUUUGGAGUGGUAUAGUUAUUUUGUCCUUCGAGGAUAAGUCGUGACAGAAAGAUGCUUUUAUGAGCAGUCAUGGCAUACAGUAAUAUGGAUUAUAUAAAAUAAGGGGACGACAGAUUUUAAUUGUAAUUUGUUUCUGUGAAAAAGCAAUGACAGAAACUAUUUUUUA
Molecule: messenger RNA, 2248 nt
Organism: Cryptomeria japonica (Japanese cedar)
Lineage: Eukaryota; Viridiplantae; Streptophyta; Pinopsida; Cupressales; Cupressaceae
Product: laccase-12
Exons: 6
Coding region: 124-1839 (571 amino acids)
Biological process (GO): lignin catabolic process
Cellular component (GO): apoplast
Molecular function (GO): hydroquinone:oxygen oxidoreductase activity; copper ion binding
Source: RefSeq, a predicted model, not a curated record